GUAAAUCACGCUAAUUACUAUGUAUAACUGAUGGAGUCAUUGCACACAAUUUAAUUGUAAUAAUAUGGUCUAUAUUCACAGCACAUAUAAUCUAUUUAUUUGUAAUAAUAUUAUUUGCAUCAUUGCUUACGUUUGGUUUCUACGUAGUAGUACAACCCAAUUGUUUCAUCACCACCCAUAUUGACCUCAUGUGACCACACUCACACUAUAUAUAUGUGUGUCUGUAUCUGACUUUUUCUUAUCGAGCACAACAUAAUUGAAUACACACACACAACACAACACAACACUUGUAGGUUUUUGUAGUACAACAACAACAAUAUUAAUGGCAGAACAAAGGCCGCCGAGUAGUAAUGUCGGCGUUGAAUCGACCGUAGCAUCAUCGAAAGUGAUGCCGAUUUGUGAGGAGAGAUUAACCAAUAGCAAACUUGAAGAAGAUCAAGUGAUUAUUAUUAGCAUCUCAGAUCACAUGAUGACUUCAUCUUUGGAGGGCGACGGCGAUGGAUAUUCCGGCGAGCAUCAUGAUAACCCACCACAAGACAGUUGGCUUCCAAUUACGGAAUCGAGAAAGGGAAGCAGUUUCACGGCCGCAUUUCAUCUGAUGUGUUCUGGGAUCGGAAUUCAAGCGCUUCUUCUUCCCUUAGCAUUCGUUUCACUUGGAUGGUUUUGGGGCAUUAUUUGCUUGACUGUGGCAUAUUCAUGGCAGCUCUACACCAUAUGGCUUCUUGUUAAUCUUCACGAACCAUCUCCACAAUCUGGAAUUCGUUACAGUAGAUAUCUUCAUCUCUCAAUUGUCGCCUUCGGUGAAAAACUGGGGAAAUUGGUAGCCAUAUUCCCAACACUGUACCUAUCAAGCGGCACGUGCGUUAUUUACAUAAUCACUGGAGGCACCACCAUGGAACUCUUGUUCCAAUCAAUCUGCGAAAACAAUCUCGAAUGCAAGUCAAAGGCAUUGACCGGAGCUGAAUGGUGUUUGGUCUUCAUUUGCUUAGCCAUUCUCAUAUCUCAAUUCUUCCCUAAUCUCGACUCAUUAACCUCUGUUUCGAUUAUUGGGUCCGUAACUGCACUCUCCUAUUGUGCCCUCUUAUGUGUCCUAUCCAUCAUCAAAGGCAAGCCCGACGAUUUAGUGGAUGAUGUCAUCAUAUUAAACAACGAUGCUACUUCUAAAAUCCGGAAUGUGUUGAAUGGCUUAGGGAUAAUUGCUCUUGCUUUUAGAGGACACAAUCUCGUUUUGGAGAUACAGGGAACAAUACCCACAAACCUUAAACAACCAUCGCGUAAAUCUAUGUGGAGGGGAGUAACAAUUUCGUAUCUAGUCAUUGCUAUGACUGUGUAUCCACUUGCAAUAGUUGGAUAUUGGGCUUAUGGUAAUAAGAUGCCUGUAAAAGGGGGAAUUCUUAGUGCAUUCACAAAGUUCAACCAGAGCAGUACAUCAAAGUACAUCAUUGGCUCCAUUUACAUCCUAAUCAUAGUCAACUAUCUCUGCACUUUCCAAAUCUAUGCAAUGCCAGCGUUCGACAACUUUGAGCGCAUCUACACGACGAAGAAAAACAAGCCGUGCACGAGAUUGGUUCGCUCGAUUAUCAAAGUCUUGUUUGGUGGAGUGACGUAUUUUGUGGCAGUAGCUAUCCCGUUCUUGCCUAGUUUGGGUGCAUUCGUAGGCUCGUUGGCUCUGCCUCUAACUCUGGCGUAUCCAUGUCUGAUGUGGAUUUGCAUCAAGAAACCGAAGCAGUUUAGCAGAAUGUGGGCUAUCAAUAUGGGACUCGGAUAUUCAGGCAUUUUGUUGAGCACGUUGUGCGCAGGUGCGGGUUUGUGGAGUUUGAUAGUCAAUGGCUUAGAAGCUAACUUCUUCAAGCCCAAAUAAUUGAACAAUCCCGAAAAAUAAUUGUACAGAGUAAUAAUCGACUAUCCAAGACUUAACCAGUCAAAAUAUAUUUUCACUAAUUUCUCCAAAA
This is a messenger RNA of Erythranthe guttata (spotted monkey flower), 1952 nucleotides long. RefSeq names its product lysine histidine transporter-like 8. The record is from RefSeq and is a predicted model, not a curated record. Lineage: Eukaryota; Viridiplantae; Streptophyta; Magnoliopsida; Lamiales; Phrymaceae.